CCUGAAGGAUCCAGUCUCUACCAGCUGUGGACACUGGUUCUGCAGACACUGCAUCAGCUCAUACUGGGACCAGUCUGCUUCAUUGGGAAGUUUCUACUGUCCCCAGUGUGGUAAAACAUCCAGCCAAGCAGAUGUUGGUCUGCAGGAGGUUUUAGAUGAACAUAAAAUCAGUCUGAGGAGGAGAUGUGAACAUGUGACUGAAGGAACUGAUGGAACAGGAAGUAGAACCCUCCUCAACAGGAUCUACACUGAGCUCUUCAUCACAGAGGGACAGAGUGAAGAGGUUAAUACCCAACAUGAGGUGAGGCAGCUGGAGACCGCUUCCAAGAUCAACACCCUCCAUGACACUCCAAUCAGGUGCCACGACAGUCUUUAAAAGCCUUACCAGACCAACAUGGACCAAUCAGAGUGGUUCUGACCAACGGCGUCGCUGGUGUUGGAAAAACCUUCUCAGUGCAGAAGUUCACUCUGGACUGGGCAGAGGGCUUGGAGAACCAAGAUGUCAGUGUGGUGGUUCUGCUUUCAUUCAGGGAGCUGAACUUGAUCAGAGAUGAUCAGUACAGUCUUCUCCAGCUGCUCCAUGUUUUCCAUCCAACAUUACAGAAGAUCCCAGCAGAGCAGCUGGCUGUCUGGAAACUUCUCUUCAUCUUUGAUGGUCUGGAUGAAAGCAGACUUUCUCUGGACUUCAACAACACUGAGGUUGUUUCUGAUGUCACACAGAAGUCUUCAGUCAACGUGCUGCUGACAAACCUCAUCGAGGGGAAUCUGCUGCCCUCGGCUCUCAUCUGGAUCACUUCUAGACCUGCAGCAGCCAAUCAGAUCCCUCCUACAUGUGUUGACAGGGUAACAGAAGUACGAGGCUUCACUGAUGUCCAGAAGGAGGAGUACUUCAGGAGGAGAUUCAGUGAAUGAAGAGAUGUCCAGCAGAAUCAUCUCCCACAUGAAGACAUCCAGGAGCCUCCAUAUCAUGUGUGGAAUCCCAGUCUUCUGCUGGAUCACUGCUACAGUUCUGGAGCACAUGUUGACCACAGAGCAGAGAGGAGAGCUGCCCAAGACCAUGACGGACAUGUACUCACACUUCCUGAUGGUCCAGACAAAGAGGAAGAAGAACAAGUACCAUGAGGGACAUGAGAAGAGUCCACAAGAGCUGAUGGAGGCUGACAGGGAAGUUCUUCUGAAGCUGGGGAGGCUGGCGUUUGAACAUCUGGAGAAAGGACACAUCAUGUUCUACCAAGAAGACCUGGAGCAGUGUGGUCUGGAUGUUACAGAGGCCUCGGUGUUCUCAGGAGUUUGUACUGAGAUCUUCAGAAGAGAGUGUGUGAUCUUCCAGAAACCAGUUUACUGCUUCGUUCAUCUGAGUGUUCAGGAGUUUCUGGCUGCAGUCUACAUGAUGCACAGUUACAUCAACAAGAACACAGAGGUGCUGAAGAUCCUCCUGGGUCAAUACUACAGCUACUCAUCUUUGGAUGAACUCCUAGAUAGAGUCAUAGAUGUUUCCACUAAAAGUAAAAAUGGCCACCUGGACCUGUUCACUCGCUUCCUUCAUGGCCUCUCUCUGCAGUCCAACCAGAGACUCUUAGCAGGCCUGUUGGGUCAGACAGAGAACAGUCCAGAAACCAUCCAAAAAGUCAUCAGUAAUUUAAAAAGUAAAGACAGAGCCAGUACUGAUCUAUGUCCUGACAGAAGCAUCAACAUCUUCCACUGUCUGAUGGAGAUAAAUGACCUCUCAGUUUAUCAGGAGAUUCAAGAGUUCAUGAAGUCAGAGAACAGAUCAGAGAAGAAGCUCUCAGAAAUCCAAUGUUCAGCUCUGGCCUACAUGCUGCAGAUGUCAGAGGAGGUUCUGGAUGAGCUGGACCUGGAGAAAUACAACACAACAGAAUGGGGACGACAUAGACUGAUCCCAGUUGUGAGGAACUGCAGGAAGGUUCGACUUGUGGGUUGUCGACUCUUUGACGCUCAGUGUGAAGUUGUUGCUUCAGCUCUGAAGGCCAACCCUUCCCAUCUGACCGAGCUGGAUCUCAGUCAAAAUGACUUGAGUUACUCCGUUGUGGAGAAGCUGUUUGCUGGACUGGAGAGUCCGAAUUGUAGACUGGAGACUCUAAGAUUGUGGAACUGCAGCUUGUCAGAGUCCCAGAUUCUAUCGCUGAUCUCAGCUCUGAACUCCAACCCCUCCUAUCUCAGACAUCUGGACCUGAGUGAAAACCAGCUGCAGGAUUCAGUAGUGAUGGAGCUCUGUGGCUUUCUUAAAAAUGCUGACUGUAGACUGAAGACUUUGAGAUUGAUUUGCUGCAGUUUGUCAGAGGUCAGCUGUACUUCACUGGUAUCAGCUCUGGAGUCCAGUGUCCCUUAUCUGACUGAACUGGACCUGAGUAAGAACUACAACCUCGGCGACUCAGGAGUGAAGCAGCUUUUUGAAAAACUAAAAAGUCCAAACUGUAGCGUGGAGACUCUGAGAUUGGAGUGCUGUAAUUUGUCAGAGACCAGCUGUGCUUCUCUGGUCUCAGCUCUUAAGUCCAACCCAUCCCAUCUGAGAGAGCUGAACUUGAGCUCAAACAUCUUGCAGGAUUCAGGAGUGAAGGAGUUGUGUGGUUUUCUGGAGAAUCCAGACUGUAGACUAAAGAUUCUGAGAUUGAGUGCUUGCAAGUUGUCAGAGAUCAGCUGUGCUGCUCUGACCUCAGCUCUGAAGUCUAAUCCCUCCCAUCUGACAGAAUUGGACCUGAGAUAUAACAACCUGCAGGAUUCAGAUUUUAAGGGGCUAUCUGAUCUUUUGGAGAGUCCACGCUGUAACCUACAGACUCUGAGAUUUGAGCGCUACAGUUUGUCAGAGAUCAGCUGUGCUGCUCUGGUCGCAGCUCUAAAGUUCAACCCUUCCCACCUGACGAUACUGGACCUCAGUCACAGUGAUGUGCAGGACUCUGAUGUGAAGCAGCUGUGUGGUUUCCUGCAGAGUGCGGACUGUAAACUGAAGACUCUAAGAAUGAAGACCUGUGAUUUGUCAGAGAUCAGUUGGGCUUCUCUGAUCACAGCUCUGAAGUCCAACCCCUCCUCUCUGACAGAACUGGACCUGAGGAACAACUUGACGCUGGAGAAUUCAGGAAUUAAGUCGCUCUGUGGUUUGUUGAAGAGUCCACUCUGUAGACUGGAAACUCUAAGACUGGAUAGCUGCAAUUUGUCAGAGGUCAGCUGGGCUUCUCUGAUCUCAGCUCUGAAGUCCAACCCAUCCCAUCUGACAGAACUGGACCUGAGCUUCAGCGAGGUGCAGGAUUCAGGAAUGAAGCAACUCUGUGAUCUUUUGGAGAGUCCACCCUGUCGACUGCAGACUCUGAGACUGAUGUACUGCAGUUUAUCAGAGGUCAGCUGCACUUAUCUGGUCUCAGCUCUGAAGUCCAGCUCCUCCCAUCUGACAGAACUGGACCUCAGUGGAAAUGAGCUGAAUGGUCCAGGAGUGAAGCAGCUGAUGGCUUUUCUGCUGACUCAAAACUGCAGACUGAAGACUGUGAGAUUGAAUCGGUGCAGUUUGUCAGAGGUCAGCUGUCCUUCUCUGGUCUCAUCUUUAAAGUCCAACCCUUCAUUGCUGGAAGAGCUGGACCUAUGUGGAAAUUAUAACCUGCAGGAUUCAGGAGUGAAGCAGCUGUGUUGGUUUCUGUCAAGUCCAUGCUGUAGGCUGAAGACUCUGAGAUUGGAUACCUGCAAUUUGUCAGUGGUCAGCUGUGAUUCUCUGGUCUCAGCUCUGAAGUCCAACCCCUCCCAUCUGACAGAACUGGACCUUAGCUCGAACAAGACGCAGGAUUCAGGAGUGAAGCUGCUGUGUGGUUUUCUGGAGAAUGCACACUGUCAACUGCAGACUUUGAGAUUGAGCAGCUGCAGGUUAUCAGAGAUCAGCUGUGCUUGUCUGGCCUCAGUCCUGACGUCCAGCCCCUCCCAUCUGACAGUACUGGACUUGAGUUACAACGAGCUGCAGGAUUCAGGAGUGAAACAGCUGUGUGGUUUCCUGGAGCAUCCACACUGCCAUCUGAAGACUCUGAGCCUGAGCGGAUGCAGGUUGUCAGAGGUCAGCUGCGAUUCUCUGGCCUCAGCUCUGAAGUCCAACCCCUCCCAUCUGAGAGAACUGGACCUGAAUUACAAUGAGCUACAAGAUUCAGGAGUGAAGCUGCUGUGUGGUUUCCUGGAGAGUCCACACUGUCGUCUGCAGACUCUGAGAUUGAGGGGCUGCCGGUUGUCAGAGGUCAGCUGUGAUUCUCUGGUCUUAGCUCUGAAGUCUAACCCCUCCCAUCUGACAGAACUGGACCUGAGUAAAAACAAACUGCAGGAUUCAGGAGGGAAGAAGCUAUGCGGUUUUCUUGAGAGCCCACAUUGUAGACUGCAGACUCUGAGAUUGAUUGAAUGCAGUUUGUCAGAGAUUACCCAUAAUACUCUGGCCUCAGCUGUGAAGUCCAACCCCUUCCAUCUGAGAGAGCUGGAACUGAGUGCUGAUAGGGAUUUGAAAGACUCAGGAGUGAAACAGCUCUCUGAUCUGCUACAGAGUCCAAACUAUAGACUCGAAAUUGUGAGGCUUGACCACUGGCCAAUAAACGCAUUCACAGCAAAAACCUGCAUCUCCGACUUCAAACUGGAGCCAGAUAAGGAGCCUGAUCUGUGUGAGGACAACACAGAAGUAAUACAGCCUCCAUCAAACUUCACUCCUGAAGUCCAAACUGAAGAAGUUUCUGCUAAAGUCUCAUACAGAUUCAAGUGUCAGAGUUCAGGUGUGUUCCAGUGUACUCUGACUGGGCUGGUGUUUGUAAUGGCACGGGAGGCGGAGCUUCUGUACAGAACUGUCCAAUGGGAUGAGAAUCUCCUUCAACCAGCUAAAAAGACUCCUGCAGGGCCGCUGUUUAGCAUCAAGUGUUCUGAGGAUGCAGUCUGUCAGCUGCACCUCCCUCACUGUGAAACAAAGGAAGCUCUGUGUUUUGAAGGCCUGCUCUCUGUUGCCCACAUCACUGAUGAUGAUGGGAUGAACAUCUUGAAACCCCUGGAGAUCACUGAUACCCAUGUGGUGGUGAAGGUCCCCCACCUCUCUAACUUUGGUCUUCUCUGGGACACUGUGAAAAGGUUCCUGAAAAUAAACCUGCCAGUUAAUGGCCAAAUCCUGCUGUUCCACCGAUCUCCAAUACUCGAUGUGCUUCUUCUGCCGGAAAACAUCCCUCUGCCAGAGGUUGCUGCCCAACAACGAGGUGCUGAGAACAUCAGGACCUCCUCUGAGUGCUCUCUCAUUGUGAAUAAAAGUUACAGCGUCCGCUGUGUCCCUGAAGGCCUCACCAUACAGCCUGAGCACCAGCUGUUUCGUUUAAAGUUUGGACCAAAUUUCCAUCCAACAUUUGAAAUCUUCCCAACGGAAAACCUAAAGAAAGUAACUGUGAUGGUCCGAGACCAGGAGAAGACUGAUGUCUGGAAACGUGAUGUUCAUCUGACAGCUCCAGGAGCAAGAAGAGAAGUUUUAGAGAGGAAUGUUCCAGCACCAGACAGCGUCUCGGAUGAUGAUGGAGUCCAGCCACAGGACAGGCUCUUCUUAGAUCGGACACAGUUUGUUCAAAGGGUGACUGAACCUGUUCUAGACAGGCUGCUGGAUAAACUCUACCAGCGUAAAGUUCUAAAUUAUCAUGAGAUGGAAACAGUAAAAGAAAAGAUCAGAGCAGAAAAAGCUCGAGAUGUGAUCGACAUGGUGCGAAGAAAAGGAACUGAAGCCAGCGCAAUUCUCAUCGAUGCUCUUUGCGAGGAGGAUUUCUACCUUUCCAGAGAGCUGAAGUUAUCGUGAAGCUACAACAAGAAGCUACAGAGCUGUGAUGGUGGACCUGGAGGACAGAUGACUGAUUUAAAGUCUUACGCUACUUACUGUGGUCUGGUAACACACUUUAAGGAAGGAAGGAAGGAAGGAAGGAAGGAAGGAAGGAAGGAAGGAAGGAAGGAAGGAAGGAAGGAAGGAAGGAAGGAAGGAAGGAAGGAAGAAAGAAAGAAAGAAUUUGUUUAUUAAAUUUUGUUUUAUUUGUUUUAUGGGGUUUUGCAGAUGAUCUUCAGCUAACACCAACAUGUGAGCUGAAUUUAGUCACAAGAUUAAAGCUGUAAAUGGGUGUGAAAUGACAAGGAGAUGAGAGACUGAACUGCAAAGCUGGUUUCUCUCAUGAGCACGAGGAUUUCAGCAGGACAGUUUGCUCUGUUCUUUUCCUACUUUUGCCCAUCGUAGCUGGAAGCUUCUUGCUGGAGAUUAACCAUCCUUGCUGGAGAGCGAACGAAGUGAUGCAGAAACCAGUCUGGAAAUCUUUGUGCAUUAAAAAAUGGCAGAUGAG
This is a messenger RNA of Melanotaenia boesemani (Boeseman's rainbowfish), 6323 nucleotides long. Its product is annotated as protein NLRC5-like. Gene Ontology annotation, molecular function: protein binding. The record is from RefSeq and is a predicted model, not a curated record. Lineage: Eukaryota; Metazoa; Chordata; Actinopteri; Atheriniformes; Melanotaeniidae. Gene Ontology annotation, biological process: regulation of apoptotic process.